UCGAAGACACAACAUGGAGUCGCGAUUCCGGACCAGCCAUCCAGGAGCCAAGCUUCUGGGCCUCUGCUGCCUGCUGCUAGUCCUGGUCUACUUUAUGCACUUUGAAGGUGAAAGCUCUGAGGAUGAAAUGAAGCAAUCCUCUACCUCUCCGCGAUCGCGAGUCCCUCUCCAGCCAAGGUGGAAAUCGCAGAUUCAGCAGCAUUUUGUGAAAAGCUCCAAGUGCUAUAUUCCCUAUGUGGAUCCCUUCAACGCGGAGGUUAUGGAGAUAUAUCAACCGCAGAUUCUGGUCACCUGCACGAACGAAACCGACCUAAUCUCAACCGAAUACAGCUCUCUGCUGCAGCGAUAUGUCCUUCACAUCGACGAGGAAGUUGCCCACCAACUGAUGAACUUCUCCGAAUCGGAGUUCAACUGCUUCUACCGGGAAAUUAAGUACGGAAAGAAGGUAGAUAACUAUGACAAUCUCAAGGCGAAUAAAUACUUCACCGAUGGCUAUGUGGUGCCGCAGCAUGUAGAGGGCAUGGUUGUCGAAUGCCACACGGCCGAGGAGCCUAAGGUGCUCCUUCAGAAGGACGCCUUCACCUUUGUCCAGCACCAGCCGCUGCCCAAGGACCUCCUGAAGCCGCGUGCCGCCCGGAAGCCCAGUGUGAUCAUGUACGGCAUCGACUCGCUAUCCCGCAUCAAUCUGCGACGCACCAUGCCCAAGGUCUUCAGUUUCCUGCAAAGCGCCGGAUGGUACGAGAUGCAGGGAUACAAUAAGGUGGCCGACAACUCGUUUCCCAAUAUCUUGGCCAUUCUCAGCGGCUACUCAGCGGAGGCGGCCAAAAAGAUGCUCUGUGACACGGACAAGGCCGGCUGCCUGGAUGAGAUGCCCAUGAUAUGGAAGUACUUUAAGAACGCCAGCUACUUGACGGCGUAUGCGGAGGACGAGAGCAAUUCGAAUCACUUCAAUUACCUGAAGCCAGGCUUCUCAAAGAAGCCCAUGGACUAUUACUUCCGGCCCUUGCUGAAAGCUCUGGAAUCUGAAAUGAAUGUGUACCGGCUGCCGGAGCACGAUUACAUGCGGUAUUGCUUGGGCCGCAGGAUGGCGAAUCGAUAUAUCUAUGACUAUGGGCGGCAGUUCACCCAAAGGUUCGUGCAGGAACGCCCCAUUUGGGGCAUGUUCUGGUCGAACCACUUCAGCCAUGACGAUCCCUUUCUCCCUUCCGCUAUGCAAGACAAGGUUCUGGGCGACCUGCUUGAUUUCAAAGCGGAAGGAGCAUUCGAGGAGAUGAUUAUGAUCUUCUUCGCCGAUCACGGUUCACGCUAUGGAAAAUUGACCAGGCUGAAGGAGGGCUUCCUAGAGGAGCGACUGCCCAUGAUGUUCAUAUACCUACCGCCUUGGUUCCGCGAGACUUAUCCCACAUACGCGCGGGCCCUGGAAGUGAAUCAGCAUCGGCUAAGCUCCAACUUUGAUGUCCACAAUACACUGAAGCACAUCGUCGAGAUAGGCGGCACUCCGGAUGGUCCGACUCUGCCGAAGUCCUUUGAUUGUCCCACCUGCCAGUCCCUGUUCUACCCGCUGCCCGAGGACCGAUCCUGUCAGGAUGCGGCCAUCGAGGAGCACUAUUGCACCUGCGACCCCUACAUUCCCAUCCGUGGCAAGGACUGGACCGAUGCCAUUUCCAAGAGUGUGAUCGAUCGAAUGAACGAGUACUUCGUGCACAAGAAUCUCAGCAGCCUGUGCAGCAAUCUGACGCUCCGCUACGUACACAGAACCGAGAUCAAGGCGGGUUCCAGCUGGCACGAGGAUCUCAGGGAGGUGGAGACGGCUGUCUAUCGGGUUAAAUUCAAAGUAGUCCAGAAUAGUGCCGACUUCCAAGCCACCGUGGUUUAUAAUAACGUCACCCGAAACGCGGAAGUAAAUGUGGAAAAAAUCAGCAGAACAAACUCCUACAAAGAUGACUCACCUUGCAUCGAUGACAAGCUGGCCAAACUUUACUGCAUUUGCUACAGUGCCAUGCUGUAGUAAUCUCUACUUAAAAACCUGAUAAAUACUGGAAACUAAUUUAAUACAAGUAUACAAGUUGGUUGUUGAAUUUGGCUUCGAUCAAGUAAUAAAGCACUCAAUAAAAUUAGUAAAAAUAAUUAAACAGGAGCUCUGCGGCUCUUCAUCUUCCGAUACCUAGUUCGAGUUCUGGAGUCUGAAGAUAUUUUGGGCGUCAGUCCACCCGCUAAACCCUUUGGGUCAUAUUCUGGUAAAAUGUCUUCAGUUGCGCAAUCCCUUUUUGGGUAAGGGGGCAGAACCAAGACAGUAGGUAUAUAAACACAUCAUUGACAUGGACUGAAGCCAAACAAUUUCCUUUUAAAUAAAGCAGUGCGCAUCUCUCUGUAAAUCAAAUUCACUUUAAAAAUUCUAAUAAAUAUAACAAUGUUUCGAAACUA
This is a messenger RNA of Drosophila kikkawai, 2424 nucleotides long. RefSeq lists its product as uncharacterized. NCBI's taxonomy places the organism in Eukaryota, Metazoa, Arthropoda, Insecta, Diptera, Drosophilidae. The record is from RefSeq and is a predicted model, not a curated record.